AAGAAAAAAAAGAUCUACAUAAAACUUAAGAACAAUCGUUAGCAUCACCUUUAAACAUAAAGUUCUAUAUUAAUUAAAUACUUUAUAUAUCAUCAUCCUACAAAUUAUAAAUCACAAGUGAACCAAAACGCAAGAGAAACAAGGAGAAAGACACAUGGAGAACAACAUCCAGCAUAUGCCUCAUGAAUUGAUGAUUCAAAUUCUACUAAGGUUGCCGGUGAAGUCUCUUAUACGUUUCAAAUGUGUUUGUAAGUCUUGGUUUUCUAUUAUCUCUGAUCCUCAUUUUGCAAAUUCACAUUUUCAAAUUACACAGACCAGUAGAAUUGUACUCGUAUCAAAUCCAGAUCUUGAAACUCGUUCUAUAGAUUUUGAGGCAUAUGAUUCUGCUUCUGCUUCACUAAACCUUAGUUUUGUGGAUCCCCAAUCUCAUUUUGAUCUUGAAAUUAAAGGUUCAUGUAGAGGGUUUAUAUUUUUGCAUGGUAAUUCAACCUUCUAUCUAUGGAAUCCAUCCACUGGUGUUCAGAAACAAAUACCUUUUUCUCCUAAUUAUUCUCAAUAUUUCUAUUAUCCCUAUGGAUUUGGGUAUGAUGAGUUAAGAGAUGAUUACUUGGUGGUUUCAGUCUACUAUGUUACAACAGUAGAUGAGGAUGAUGAUUCACAUUUGGAGUUUUUCUCAUUGAGAGAUAAUACUUGGAGAGAACUUGAGGGUACUCACUUCCCUUAUUUGAACGCUAAUGAAUUUGAACCUAGAGGAGGGUCCUUCCUUAAUGGGGCUAUUUAUUGGUUGUCUUUUCGUCAUGAUUUAUCGAUGAGUGUUAUUCUUGCCUUUGAUUUAAUGGAACGGAAACUUUUAGAGAUGUCUUUGCCUGAUGGUUUUGACCCUGGUCCUACAUAUUGUGAUUUUUGGGUAUUCGGAAAAUUUCUCAGUCUUUGGGCUAAGAAGGAAGAUACAGUUGAAAUAUGGGUUAUGAAAGAAUACAAAGUGCAUUCGUCUUGGACUAAGACUUUUGUUCUUCCUAUCGAUGGCGUUCCAACUCGGUACUUUUCCCCAUUGUGUUGUACAAAAAGCGGUGAUAUAAUUGGAACAGAUGGUCGUGGAUUGGUGAAGUAUGAUGACAAUGGACAGUUUCUAGAGCAUCAUUCCUAUUGUAACAAUCCAAGUAGAUCGGGAUUCUAUGCGGCUAUGUAUACAGAGUCUCUGCUUUCACUCUCUAGCGACAAUGAUCAAGCUUAAGAAGAUGGCACAGACAAGAUGAAUGAGGAAAGCAAGGCAAGGCAAAAUAGGGGGGAUUCUUUUAAAACUGGUAUACAUUUAUAUCAUACAUUUGUAUACUUGCUGUAUAGAAACUGUGGCUUGUGCAAUGAAAGCAAGGCAAAAUAGUAGUGUGACGAGAGAUUGAAUGAAGAAACAUAGUAUGAAGGGUUCAUUCUCAUUGUGCACCUUAUGUGGUAAAGACAUUGCAAGAAGUCAUCGAAAAGUUUUUCCAAAGAAGAGAAUGCAACAAUAUAAUAUUUAAAAUGGAGUUAGAAGACAUUGUUGAAUUUGCAGAUGAUGAUGAGAAAUGUUAUAGUAUUGUAUGGUCCAAGAAAGAGUAAUAUGUUUAAAGUACAUGUUGCAUUCUUAUGAUGAAGUGUUAUUCUCUCCUGUUUCUGUUAUUCUCUCUUGUUAGGCUUUGAGCUUUUUAGCAAUUAACCAUCGUACUGAUUGAUUUACAAUUCUUUAUCAGAAUUGUAUUAGCAAUUUCAGUUAUAAUCUCAUUAUACUGUUCUAUUGAAUAUCAAUUGAGGAUUUCUUGCAUU
Molecule: messenger RNA, 1800 nt
Organism: Medicago truncatula (barrel medic)
Lineage: Eukaryota; Viridiplantae; Streptophyta; Magnoliopsida; Fabales; Fabaceae
Product: F-box/kelch-repeat protein At3g06240
Exons: 2
Coding region: 155-1234 (359 amino acids)
Molecular function (GO): protein binding
Source: RefSeq, a predicted model, not a curated record